AUGCAAAGUGAUCUCACUGAUGGAAGGAGGGGAGGAUCCCCGGGUCUCCAGGGCUCUGAGGAACGAGAGAUCCCAAGGAGCACCCACACAAGUGUGGAAUCAGCUAAGCUGGUUCAAAAACUGUCAGCAAGGAGUGACUCCUGUCUGGAUUCCGUCUCUGUCCCAGCAGGUGAUGGGACGGUGAGUGAGAGCGAGGAGGAGACUCCUCAGCAGGAAGGUCCUGAGCAAGUGGAACCACAGGGGGCACUGUCAGGAGAUGCUGAAAGGAACAUUUCCCAGAAUCCUGGGCAGGGAGAAGCCCGUGAGAGUCAGCAGGGAAACCAGCCGGUGGAGAGAUGGGGUGAAUCCGCACGCCAUGUGGGAGCUCUCAAGCCCAGCAUGGGUGGUAGGACGCCGCCCGCAGGCGAGAGCCAGAGCACCUGCACUGAAUGUGGGAAGCACUUCAGCCAGAGCUCACAUCUGGCGCAGCACCAACGGGUGCACACGGGGGAGCGUCCCUACGCCUGCGCCACCUGUGGGAGGAGCUUUGCUGUGAGCUCUGCCCGGCUCCAGCACCAGCGCAGUCACACGGGUGAGCAGCCCUACCAGUGCCCCGACUGCCAGUGCAGCUUCAGUCGCAGCUCCCACUUGACACGGCACAAGCACUGCCAUGUGCAGGAGGGGCCCUGCCAUGGGCCUGGCUUGCUGGGCAAGUGCCCCUUCGCCUGCCCAGACUUCAGGCGGACAUUCAGCCAGAGCUUAGACCUGGUGCAGCACCAGCGGGUGCACAUGGGCGAGCGCCCCUACGCCUGCGCUGACUGUGGGAAGAUCUUUGGCCGCAGCUCAGACCUGCGGCAGCACCGGCGCAUACUGGGGAGCUCCCCUAUGCCUGCCGAGAUUGCGGGCACUGCUUCAGCGAUGGAUCCUACCUCAUCAAGCACCAGUGUGCCCACACCGGGUUUCAGCAUCAGCUCCCAGCUGAUCCGGCACCGGCGCAUCCACAUUGGGGAGUGGCUCUACACCUGCUGGGACUGCGGGAAAAGCUUCAGCCAGGGCACAGACCUGGCCACCGACCAGCGGUCCCACACGGACGAGCGCCCCUACACCUGCCCUGACUGCGGGAAGGGUUUCAGCGACAGCUCCUCCCGCUUGCGGCACCACCGGCUGCACAUCCGGGAUGCCCCGUGA
Messenger RNA from Caretta caretta (loggerhead turtle), 1167 nucleotides. The record is from RefSeq and is a predicted model, not a curated record. NCBI's taxonomy places the organism in Eukaryota, Metazoa, Chordata, Testudines, Cheloniidae.